GUUCCGCUCAUGCAGGAUGUUCCGCUCCACGUUUGGUGAUAGAUAAAGUGUUUAUAAUGCCACGUUUAAAACUUAAUAUUUAAUGUUUACCAAGAUUAGGCUUAUAUUUGAUCAUACGAAUGCCAAGAAGAUGACUGACCACAAAUGUAUUUAGUAGUUUAACUAAACACUAUUGACUAGCCUACUAAACUAAUAUUUACACGUUGUUAAAACACCAUGGCAUCGGAUGAAACUCUGUGCUCAGAGUUCACGGACUGGGAACUUGACAGUUCAUCGUCUAAUGGAUUAAAACAGGAGAAACAACUUUGUGCCUCACAAAGAAAGUGCUACAGCUUCUGCAGGAGGAAGUCAUUUGCUGCCUUCGUGGCGUCCAAGAGGGAAGGCAGUCAGGAGGAAGGAAGGACGUCUUGGUGCUGCUGCGGUCAGACCUUCAAAGAACACUCUGCCGUUCACAAGCAUGUCGCCCGGACUCAUGCUACUGAGAUUCAGCAGCUCACGCGGUCCACCUAUGAGCAUUUGUUAAGACAGCUGGAAGAAGAAUCUGAGUCACAGCAGCAGAAGAAACGUGAGGCCGAGCCAGUGGACAUUUCUGUAUGGAUUCCCAACACCAGUCACAUCUCUGAGGAGCAACUUGAAAAGGGUCCAGGCAAGGUUCUUCUGUAUUACCACUACUGUCAAGUGGACGACCCGUAUGUCAUCUGCGCUUGGCAGAAAGCUUUGUGUGAGAGGCUCCACUUAACUGGCAAGGUGAGGAUAGCAACUGAAGGGAUCAAUGGAACAGUUGGUGGCACCAAAGUGGCCACUGACAUUUACAUUGAUGCAAUGUGUUCACAUCCUCUCUUCAAGAUGAAUAAAGAGGAUUUUAAGACAAGUGAUGGCGGUGCAGAGUGUUUUACAGAACUGAGGGUCGGGGUCUAUAAGGAAAUUGUCCCCAUGGGAGUGGAUCCUGAUGCCAUCUCCUACCAACUUGCAGGAAUUCAUUUGGAGCCUGAGGAGUUUCACAAAGAAGUGGAGGCUCUGAUGGCUAAAGGGGAUUUGUGCAGUGACACCGUCCUCCUGGACUGCCGCAACUUUUAUGAGAGUAAAAUUGGGCAGUUCACUCAGUGUUUGGCCCCGAACAUCCGUAAAUUCAGCUACUUCCCGGACUACGUUGACCAGAACCUGGAACUCUUCAGAGACAAGAAGGUCCUCAUGUACUGCACAGGAGGGAUCCGCUGUGAGCGCGGUUCUGCCUACCUCCGCUCGAAAGAUGUGUGUAAAGAGGUUUACCAGCUGAAAGGUGGGAUUCACAAGUACCUGGAACGUUUCCCAGAGGGCUUCUAUCGAGGGAAACUUUUUGUCUUUGAUGAGCGUUACACCAUCUCCUCCAACGAUGACAUCAUCUCAGACUGCAGGUACUGUGGAUGUCCCUGGGACCAGUACAAGCUCUGUUCCACCCAGUUCUGCUGCCAGCUGGUUCUGUCCUGUCGCCGCUGCAGACAGGACGGACACACCGCCUGCUGCCCCACCUGUCAGACCAAAGGACAGACUCAUAGAGACACAUCCUCCGUCGCUCCUCAGCAUAAAGAGGAGUGCGAGUGCACCGACGGACGUCCCAGAAUCCCUCAGGAUGUGCAGUAAUAACGAGGUCACCGCUGGACAUCACUGCUCGCAGCCACAUGAAAAAUGCUGUCUGUCCUGGAGUUUUACACAAAAUUUACAAGUAGAAUUAAUGGAAGGUGUCCAGUAUAUUUUAAAGUUAUGAUUUUUUUUUUUUUAUAUGGAAGUGGGGAAUUAAAUCGGAUAUGUUAUUAGGGGUUUAACUGUGAAGAAUCAUCCAUGUAUAAUGUAAGGAUACAUCUGCUGGAUCCAUUAAUUUUACAGUAUGACAUGAAUUUUGUGAAAGUGGGUCAACUCAUCAGGAAUAAAAUCUCAGUUCCAAGAGAGAGAGAGAACGUUUUUUUUUUAUCUUUUUGUGUGUGUGAACAUCGGUUUUUAUUAAAAUCACAGUUCUGAGCUACAUUGAAUAUUUGAGUAAUUAUUUAUGUUAAU
Molecule: messenger RNA, 2031 nt
Organism: Thunnus maccoyii (southern bluefin tuna)
Lineage: Eukaryota; Metazoa; Chordata; Actinopteri; Scombriformes; Scombridae
Product: thiosulfate sulfurtransferase/rhodanese-like domain-containing protein 2
Exons: 9
Coding region: 217-1620 (467 amino acids)
Source: RefSeq, a predicted model, not a curated record